AUGUCAUUACAGCGGAAGAGUCCAACGAUCGCCUCUCACUCGCGCAUUCCAAGUUACUUGACGAGCGUGGAGAGCCGUCUCGCCAGCUUAGAGCAUGUCUUCAAGCAAAUGCUUCCAGAUGUCGACAUUGAUCGAGCCCUUUCUGCAGAUAGCCGCAGGCGGGAGGCCCCUGAGCCGCCAGCACCACACUCCCCACUACCAAACACAACGACAUCCAGCGGCGAUGGUAACGCCAUGACGGAAGCCAUGCCGGAUGAGUCUGAUGGCUUUGAUUGGCAAGAAGAUAUUAAUGCUCUUGCGGACGGAAUGGCAUCACUGUCUGUCGAGCCCAGAGGCGCAGGAUACCUAGGCUCAACCGCAGGCGUGUUUUUCCUUCGCUCGCUGCUGGCUCUGACUGGGCACACGAAACCGCUCCUCGAGAACACGCCCAGAGCAGACGAACGCUUCAGCGCCGUUGCGGCCUCCUCCCAACUGUCCGAGGUGAUCGCCUCCAGGCAGGUUAUCGAUCGGCUCAUCGAAAGCUAUUUCUCGAUAUACCACCGCGCAUAUCCGUUUGUCCACGAGCCUACCUUCAGAGCUCAGCUACACGAGGUCAUUCCGCGGCCGCAACGGCGGUCAUGGCUCAUGCUGCUCCACACCAUACUUGCACUGGGCGCUUGGUGCUUCGACGACCCCCAGGGCGAGCUGGAUGAUGAUCUCUACCACCAUGCCCUAUCCUUCGGCGAAGACGAGUCUCUGUUCGAAAGCGCCAACCUCGAGUUCGUGCAGGCUCUCGUUCUUCUGAGCAACCUGAGCCAGAAACGGAACAAACCCAAUACAGGCUCUAAUUUCUUAGGGCUCGCCACUCGCAUGUCCCUCAGCUUGGGCCUUCACCGAGAGCUGCCAGGCUGGCGCAUCAAUAAGUUGCAGCGGGAGAUGCGUCGGCGAGUUUGGUGGGGUCUCUACAUAUUUGACAGCGGCGCCUCAACCACCUUUGGGAGGCCAAUUCUGCUUCCAGACACAGAAGCUAUGGAUGUUCGACCAGUACUUAACAUUCACGAUGUGAGCCUGACAAGCAGGACGACGGAACUGCCCGUGGAAGUCGAUGAGCCGACGCUGUACUCUGGUCUGAAGAUGCAGAGCCACCUCCACGUCCACUCCAACUUCAUCUCGAAUCGAUUGCUGUCGUCCUCGGGCAUAUCUCCCGAGAGUGCGCUCUCCAUGGAUGCAACGCUGAGCAAGUGGUCCGAGUCGCUACCCGCGUAUUUCCACUUGGAUUAUGACGGGCCCUCCGCCGGGCCCUUCUUUCUGUUCACCAAGUCACGGCUCUGGUGGCGGUUUUGGAAUCUCAAAAUCAUUCUUUUCCGACCUCUAGUGCUGCAGCAAGCUGUCAGCAAGAGCAGAGGGAACACUCAAAUUACUUUCAGCUCGUCUGAUGAACGGUGCAGAAGCGUCGCCGUUCAUGCCGCCAGCGCAUCAAUCGCAUCCAUCAACCACUACACCAAGCACGGGGACAUCACCAGGCUGGUUACGUGGUAUUCAAUUUUCUUCUUGUUCCAUGCGUCCCUAGUGGUUGCACUCGUCAUGAUCGUUGACCCGGAGUCGCCCGAUGCGCCCCAGUGGCAAGUCCAUCUUGAUACAGUCCGCCAUAUAUUUCGCCAUGUCUUUGCCAAGGAUCAGCUGGCCGCUCGCUGUGCCGCCAUCCUCGACGAAAUCCUAAUGCCCGGCUACUUCACUGGGUCAGACGACUUGCCAACCGUUGAUCCAGACUCCUGGUCGAUGAACUUCUCCACGUGGCCAGCCGAACCAACCGAUGACUUCUUCAGCUUCCUGGGAUGGCCCGGACCAGAAAACUUGGAAAUGUAG
Messenger RNA from Colletotrichum chrysophilum, 1845 nucleotides. RefSeq lists its product as uncharacterized. The transcript has 5 exons. NCBI's taxonomy places the organism in Eukaryota, Fungi, Ascomycota, Sordariomycetes, Glomerellales, Glomerellaceae. Gene Ontology annotation, molecular function: RNA polymerase II cis-regulatory region sequence-specific DNA binding; DNA-binding transcription factor activity, RNA polymerase II-specific; zinc ion binding. Gene Ontology annotation, cellular component: nucleus. The record is from RefSeq and is a predicted model, not a curated record. Gene Ontology annotation, biological process: DNA-templated transcription; positive regulation of transcription from RNA polymerase II promoter by galactose. The coding region runs from base 1 to 1845 and encodes 614 amino acids.